AUUCCACAUAAUUUUUUAUCUCCGCUCUCAAUGUCUCGCGCGCUCUGUUGGUUUUUGUUCCUCCUUUCUUUGCUUACUCUCCCCGCUCAAAUGCAAGCAGGAACCGUUUUCUCUAUAUUGGUUGCCCAUUGAGGCUUCUAAGGUACCAUGGCUUCCCUGCACUUCGCGCGCUUGCCUUUCAAUAUCAACUUCAGGCGUGGAAAGACGCCGGGAUUACCGCGGUGCACCAGCGUCAAGGAGCCUUUAAGAAACCCUCUCCCCAAUUUCAGGGACAAGAAUCAGUUUCCAGGGAAGUUAGAAGCAGAUGUUGUUGUAAUUGGAAGCGGUAUUGGUGGGCUAUGCUGUGCUGGACUUCUAGCGAAAUACAAUCAAGAUGUCAUUGUGUUAGAAAGUCAUGAUGUACCUGGUGGUGCUGCACAUUCAUUUGAAAUUAAGGGUUACAAGUUUGACUCAGGUCCAUCUUUGUUCUCAGGAUUUCAGUCAAGAGGCCCGCAAGCAAAUCCUCUAGCACAGGUUCUUGAUGCUUUGGGCGAGAAUGUUCCUUGUGCAUCUUAUAACUCAUGGAUGGUAUACAUACCUGAGGGCGAGUUCUUAUCAAGAAUAGGUCCAUCAGAGUUUUAUAAGGAUUUGGAUACGUACGUGGGUCCUGAAGCGGUUCAGGAAUGGAAAAAACUUCUUGAUGCGAUUCUUCCUAUGUCUGCAGCCGCAAUGGCUUUGCCCCCAAUUUCUCUACGAGGCGAUUGGGGUGUUCUCUCCACGGCUGCAGUUAGAUAUGCUCCCUCUUUGGUGAAGUCUUUAAUUCGUAUGGGGCCUCAAGGAGCUCUACGAGCUUCUAAGCUUUUGAGACCCUUUUCUGAAAUCAUUGACUCACUCGACAUUAAAAACUCCUUUAUCCGGAACUGGGUGGAUUUGCUAAGCUUUCUACUUGCAGGGGUGAAAUCUGAUGGCGUACUGUCAGCUGAAAUGGUUUACAUGUUUGCAGAAUGGUACAAAAAGGGAUGCUUGCUCGAGUACCCUAUACAUGGAACUGGAUCAGUUGUAGGUGUCCUCGUUCAGGGAAUUCAGAAAUUUGGUGGAAGGCUUGCACUUAAUGCUCACGUUAAAAGAAUUUUGGUUAAAAAUGGUAGAGCUACCGGUGUAGAGCUAAGCAGUGGUAGUAUUGUAAAGGCCAAAAAGGCCGUAGUCAGCAAUGCUUCGAUGUUAGAUACUUUGAACCUUUUGCCACCGGAUGCCAUACCAACUUCUUAUACUGAAAAGAUAAAGGCAACCCCUCAGUGUGAAUCAUUUAUGCAUCUCCAUUUGGGUUUUGAUGCACAGAUUGUUCCUGAGAAUCUGGGAAUUCAUCACAUUGUUGUAAAUGAUUGGAGCCGAGGUGUUGACGCUGAACAGAAUGUGGUGUUGAUUUCAAUUCCUAGCGUACUUGGAAAAGAGCUAGCACCCUCUGGGAAGCAUGUUCUGCAUGCUUAUACUCCAGGGACUGAGCCUUACAGCUUGUGGGAAGGUCUGGACCGCCGUAGUGCUGAGUAUAAAAGGCUCAAAGCCGAGCGAUCAGAGGUAAUGUGGAAGGCUGUUGAGCGUGUUUUGGGGUCUGGUUUCAUCCGUGAGAAAUGUGAGGUGGCAUUGGUGGGAACACCAUUGACGCACAAAAGGUUCCUCAGAAGGCACAGAGGAACCUAUGGACCUGCUAUAAAAGCUGGAGAAGGUACUUUCCCCGGUCAUUCGACACCCUUACCUCAGCUCUUUUGCUGUGGCGAUUCUACUUUCCCAGGAAUUGGAGUUCCUGCAGUUGCAGCCAGUGGUGCCAUAGUGGCCAACACUUUGGUUCCUGUCUCAAAGCAUUAUGAGCUCCUCAAUGAGCUUGGAAUUUGAUCACAAUAAGUUCUUCUUGUUGUAGAUGGAUAUUUUUCUGAGAUUGUUGUAGUUUUUUAUAAAUUUGAUUAUAAAAUUAUCAUAGUAAAAAUAAUUUUUUUUUAAA
Molecule: messenger RNA, 1975 nt
Organism: Dendrobium catenatum
Lineage: Eukaryota; Viridiplantae; Streptophyta; Magnoliopsida; Asparagales; Orchidaceae
Product: prolycopene isomerase, chloroplastic
Exons: 9
Coding region: 148-1869 (573 amino acids)
Biological process (GO): carotenoid metabolic process
Molecular function (GO): oxidoreductase activity
Source: RefSeq, a predicted model, not a curated record